CUUGCCUCGGGCCACGAGUGGGAGUUUCGCCUCUGCAUUCAAGUACAGGAACACCGAGCGGCAACAGGGCACAUCACACACACACCCACACAACAACAAUAACAAUAACAAUAGCAAUAACAGUACCAGUACCAGUAACCAUAGCAACGCCACGACACCCGGCAUGGCACGCACACGUGUGAGUUAUGCCGACGACAGUCUCAGCAACGCGGCUGUGCGUAGCGCGAGUAUGGGCAUGGGGCAAACACAGGAAUUGGAGGGUGUUGGGAGGGGUCUGGGGUCUAGUAUGUCUCAGUGGAAACUUAAACGCGCCAAUUCACACACGCACACACAUACACAUACACGGGCGAGUAACGCAAUGGCCGGUACACAAGGCGCCGGCAAUGCUUACGGGUUGAUACAAAUACGGACCAAGUCACAAGGUGAGACACAAGGGCAGGUGCUGCAGCAAACACAGUCUCAGACGCAAACACAGGCACAGUCACUGUCACUGUCACAGUCGCAGUCACAGUCACAGUCACAGUCACAGGCGAAGUUACGUGCCCAGUUACUGGCACAACUGCAUCCCUACAGCCCUAAGGGCACGCUGGCGAGAAAGUACCCCUCUGAGUUGAGGAUAGAGAACCCCCCCACUGGCGAUACGGGCGCAUAUGGGC
Molecule: messenger RNA, 656 nt
Organism: Sphaeroforma arctica JP610
Lineage: Eukaryota; Ichthyosporea; Ichthyophonida
Exons: 1
Source: RefSeq, a predicted model, not a curated record